Megalops cyprinoides (Indo-Pacific tarpon) is the source of this 2039-nucleotide messenger RNA. It is a transcript of the gene cckbrb, whose product is annotated as cholecystokinin receptor. The transcript is spliced from 6 exons. Lineage: Eukaryota; Metazoa; Chordata; Actinopteri; Elopiformes; Megalopidae. Gene Ontology annotation, biological process: neuropeptide signaling pathway. The coding region runs from base 151 to 1476 and encodes 441 amino acids. Gene Ontology annotation, cellular component: membrane. Gene Ontology annotation, molecular function: gastrin receptor activity; neuropeptide receptor activity. The record is from RefSeq and is a predicted model, not a curated record.
CAUCGGGCGGCGGAGAACUAAUAGCGUGCUAGCAUUGUCCAAGUGAUUCUACCCUCCUCAUCAAGACAAGCCCGGGCUCUCUGCUCAGCCCCUCUAGUACCUGUCAAGAUCAGGAUAUGCUGUCGCCACGAGACAAUCCUGACAUACAUAAUGGAUAUACAAAAAUUACAUGCAGCCUCGUCCGCAUUUUUGGAGUGUUUGAGAGCGCAAAGCAACUCGUCGUUGAACAGCACCGCAAAUAUGACUGUGGAGGUUACCAACAUCACCACCUGUGGAAAUGCCUCCGUCUCUCCAAAAUUGCAACCUCCGCGUCCAAAAGAGGUGGACUCAGUUCGGAUCCUGCUGUACUCGCUCAUCUUCCUGCUCAGCAUUUUCGGGAAUCUGCUGAUCAUUGUGGUGCUGAUCUCCAACAAGCGCAUGCGCACCGUCACCAACUGCUUCCUGCUGUCGCUGGCUGUCAGUGACCUGAUGAUGGCCAUCUUCUGCAUGCCCUUCACCCUCAUCCCCAACCUGCUGGAGGACUUCAUUUUCGGGGCUCCCAUGUGCAAGAUCAUUGCCUACUUCAUGGGAAUCUCGGUGAGCAUCUCCACUUUCAGCCUGGUUGCUAUAGCAAUCGAGAGGUACAGCGCCAUAUGUAACCCUCUGAAGUCGCGGGCAUGGCAGACUCGUUCCCACGCCUACCGGGUCAUCGCUGCCACCUGGGUCCUCUCCUUCAUCAUCAUGACCCCCUACCCCAUCUUCAGCACCCUCGUCACAUUUGUCAAGCCCAACAAAUCUGCCGGACACAUGUGCCGUCUGGAAUGGCCCGCAAGCCAGGUGGAACAGUCUUGGUACAUCCUGCUGCUGUUUGUGCUGUUUUUCAUCCCUGGGGUUUUGAUGAUCAUUGCCUAUGGCCUCAUCUCCAGAGAGCUGUACCGGGGAAUACAGUUCGAAUUGGACCAGAAAAAGGAAGCACGCGGCCUGAGGAAUGGCCUGAAUCGCACAGUGUUGUCCAGGAGCGAGGAGGGUGAUGGCUGCUACAUACAGGUGGUGAAGAGGCCCAACAACGUGCAGAUGUCAGCUCUGAUGCCCUCAGGCUCAGCCCGGGUGGACCGGCCACGCAGCAACACCUCAGAAGCCAAGCUCAUGGCCAAGAAGCGUGUGAUCCGCAUGCUGAUCAUCAUCGUGGCCAUGUUCUUCAUCUGCUGGAUGCCGCUCUACUCUGUCAACACCUGGAAGGCCUUCGACUUGCGUUCGGCCCACCGUGCCCUCUCAGGGGCACCCAUCUCCUUCAUCCACCUGCUGUCCUACACCUCGGCCUGCGUCAACCCCAUCAUCUACUGCUUCAUGAGCAAACGCUUCCGCAAGGCCCUGCUGGCCACCUUUGCUGGGUGCCUGUGGCCCUGUCGCCGCCUCCGCAAGCCAGACGAUGACAUCAACGCCGCCUCACUCUCCAAGUUCAGCUACACCACCGUUAGCACCAUGGGGCCCUGCUGACUCCUGCUCACCACAGCAAUGGCUCAAGCUUGUCAGAAAGUGCUAGCAGCAAUAGCAAUAUUUUAUUUAUUCCUCUUGUUGUUUUAUUCAGCAUUGUUUCAUCUUUAUACCAUAUAUCCUCUUUGCUCAUAACACACUUUUGUUGCACAUUCUAAGAGCCUGUGUUUACAGGUUUGAUGUUGUGUGUUAUGUAGGCCGUGGUCUCAGUGUGUCAGUGACUGGGUUGUGGUGGAAGUUGCAGACAGGGGCCAGCCAUUCACACUUGUGUCUUUCUGAGAUUUGGACUCGUUUGCCAGGAUUUUGCCAUGCUUCAGCUGUGACAAGACUUCGCUCCUGCGAGGCCACUAAUCAGAGGAGCACAGGAGGUCCAUGAUUCUUUAAAGGGAGGCAGUUUCCUGUCCCUGAGGUGUCUGCAUUGGCCCGCUCUCCUUGGUGAGUUUUCAUCUUGUUCUGCAUGUGCACGCUUCUCCAGGGACUGCAACACAGUGUCAGCAGAACUUCAUCCAAAUUCUGAGCUGAGCUGCCCCGCCACAUCACCAGGGGUCUCUUUGUGGCCAGCUGGG